Solea solea (common sole) is the source of this 8484-nucleotide messenger RNA. RefSeq names its product kelch-like family member 15 (gene klhl15). Gene Ontology annotation, cellular component: nucleus; Cul3-RING ubiquitin ligase complex. Gene Ontology annotation, biological process: nuclear protein quality control by the ubiquitin-proteasome system; protein ubiquitination. NCBI's taxonomy places the organism in Eukaryota, Metazoa, Chordata, Actinopteri, Pleuronectiformes, Soleidae. Gene Ontology annotation, molecular function: protein binding. The transcript has 10 exons. The coding region runs from base 2131 to 4029 and encodes 632 amino acids. The record is from RefSeq and is a predicted model, not a curated record.
AUCAUACAAUCCAAUAUACGUGUGGUUUAGUUUUACAACUCGCUUGGUUCCUCCAAGUCCAUGUAACGGGGUCCUUUCACAGAGGCUGAUGCAAUUUAUUUCUCCUGUAAAAUGUGUUUCAUGUAAAAACCACAAACCGCUGCUGUUCGCACCCCAAUUACAACGGUGUACAAUUCAAGUAAACAUCCGGUUUGUCUAACUUUUUCCCAACUUAAGAGAGUAAAUGAAUAUAUUCACAUGUUUGCGUUCAUGCCGUCGCUAUUUUGUGACGUCACAUUCGAACUCUUUUGUAGUCCUGUUAUACGGUUUGUAGUUCUCUGAGGAUCUCUGCGCUCCGUCUUCCUACUUUACUUUGAUGUGAAAUUAUGGGAAUUAUCCACUUCGUAGCUACUGCUUUAUCUGUAAUUACUUUAAAGUACAAUAAUAUAAAAAUGUAUUAAUUUACAGAGGUUGCACAGAAAAUGUAAUAUUAUUGAAUAAUGUGAUUUAUUUCUUUGAUUGUCCCACCUCACAUUAGAACUCUUUUGUAGUCCUCUUAUGUGGUUGGUUUGUGGUUCUAUGAGGAUCUCUGAGCUCCCUCUUCCUACUUUACUUUGAUGUGGAAUUAUGGAAAUUAUCCAAGGGCAAAAUCCAUGUAUUUAGAAUGCUUAAAGAACACACAGUGGCAGUUAUGGGCCGUAAAAGUGCCCCAAUAAGCUAACAAACUAAGCUAACUUCCAGAAAAGUUGAUAGGAAAACUGAAGGACAAGCUAAUGGACAGCAUACACAGUCAAUAUGGUGAGAAACAGAGAAUGGAAAUGACAUCCACUUCAUUACAUGGAUGGAUCGAUGUAGAGCUGCAACUAAUGAUUAUUUUCAUAAUCAAUUAAUCUGGUGAUUAUUUUCAUGAUUAAUCGAGUUUGGUCCAUAAAAUGUCAGAACAUGCUGAAGAAUGUUGAUCAGAGUUUGUCAAACCUUGAAAUGGUGAUGUUCUCAAAUGUCUUGUUUUUGUCCCCAAAUUAAAAUGAUUCAGUUUUUAAGGAUUUCUUUGUCAUAUGGAGCAAAGAAACCAGAUAAUAUUUACAUUUAAGAAGCUGAAACAAUCAGAAAUCUUGUUGUAAUCAUGAAAAAAGCUUCAAACUGAUUAAUCAAUUAUCAAAAUAGUUGAUGAUUAAUUUAGUAAUGGAUGAAUCGAGCAAUUGUUUCCGCUCUAGAUGGAUGUACUUUAUUGAUCCCAGUGAAAUUGUUACGUUACAGCAGUUAUAGACACCAGACCACAUCAGAAUAAAAAUAAUACUAUCAAACACAAAAUAUAUUCAAUAUUCUAACUAUAUAAACACAAGUGUUUGUUGAGAGUCCAAACUACUGUUUCUUCUAUAGCUAUUUUUACCGAGUAAUAUGAAAAGUACAUUCAUAAAAAAUAUUAAUUUACUGACAUUGCACACAAAUAUAUACACAUAUUUAUUAAUUACGAAUAAUGCGAUUGGAUUUCUUUGAUUUAUUGUCCCUUCACCCCCAAAAGAGCUGUUCGCGGAGUAGCAAACGGAACAGAGUGAGGCAUGUGUUGAAGAGACGAUCUUUUCUCCACACUGCACAACGCCCUUCAGUUCCGCUCAGAGGGGAAGUGACGCCGGCGCAGAAAAUGGCGUCCGCGGAGCCUGUAUGCUACUGCCGCUGCUGCUGUGGCUGGUUAGCGGUGUGAUCCGGAGCCCGAAUGCGGGGCGGUCUCUCCGUCUGGCAGGUGGAUGACAGUGGUAUGGCAGUGCACCGCUGUUGCACGCUUUCCUGAUUCCGGUAUCGAACCCGAAACUUCAUGUCCGAAGGCGCCAGAGCUGCCUGGUCGAAGAGGGGUUGUGGGGAUUCGCACCGCCGAGGUGAGACGGCUGGACGCGGCUGCUAGGCUAACGCUGCUCCUCGGGUGUAGCAGUGUCUGGUCUCCCGCUGCUCCCGUGAACCACAGCCGGGAUUCGUGAUAACCAGGGAAACAUAAACACAGGAAAUGCGAGCGGCCUCUUAGCACUCAGCCGUCAAAGCCUGUGAUUGUUGGCCCGGGCUCCAAAAGGUGAUUGACACUCAGAAAAGGGACUUUGUUAGCUUCUGCUGGACACAAGGGGCACUGUCCUCUGAUUGGCUCGGACAACCCCCUCUGACAUGCCCGUGGCCAAUCAGAGGUGUGUUAUGUCGGGGGCGGAUGUGGAGGUGUACCUAUCCCAGGUGCAUGAUGGGAGCGUGUCGUCGGGCUUCCGGGCGCUGUACGAGGAGCGUCUGCUGCUGGACGUCACGCUGUUGAUAGAGGAGCACCACUUCCAGGCCCACAAGGCGCUCCUGGCGACCCAGAGCGACUACUUCCGGGUCAUGUUCACCGCAGACAUGAGGGAGAGGGACCAGGACAAGAUCCACAUGAAGGGGCUGACGGCCGCUGGGUUCGGCCACAUCCUCCGCUUCAUGUACUACGGUUCUCUGGAGCUCAGCAUGCCCACGGUCCAAGAAAUCCUGCAGGCGGCCAUGUAUGUGCAGCUGACGGAGGUGGUGGAGUUCUGCUGCUCCUUCCUGCUGGCAAAGAUCUGCCUGGAGAACUGUGCCGAGGUCAUGCGCCUUCUGGAGGACUUCAGCGUGGGCGUGGAGGGCGUCCAGGAGCAGCUCGACAACUUCCUACUCGACAACUUUGUCCCGCUCAUGAGCCGCCCCGACUUCCUGUCCUACCUCAGCCUCGAGAGACUGCAGGCGUACCUGAACAGCGAUGCCCUGAGUCGUUUCCCGGAGAUCGAGUUGUAUGAGUCUGUUCAGUCGUGGCUGCGUCACGACCGGCGGCGCUGGAGGCACACGGACACCAUCGUGCAGUCCAUCCGCUUCUGUCUCAUGACGCCCGCCAACAUCUUUGAGAAGGUGAAGACGUCGGAGUUUUACCGUUACUCUCGACAGCUGAGGCAGGAGGUGGACCAGGCGCUCGGCUACUUCCACGACGUCAACCAGCAACCUCUGGUGGAGACGCACUCCAACCGCAUCCGCUCCGUGCGCCCGCAGACCGCCGUCUUCAGGGGAAUGAUCGGCCACAGUAUGGUCAACAGCAAGAUCCUGCUGCUGCAGCGACCAAAGGUAUGGUGGGAGCUGGAGGGGCCUCAGGUGCCGCUGCGGCCCGACUGUCUGGCCAUCGUCAACAACUUUGCCUUCCUGUUGGGCGGAGAAGAGCUGGGGCCUGACGGCGAGUUUCAUGCGUCCUCCAAAGUCUACCGCUACGACCCGCGGCAGAACUCAUGGCUGCGCAUGGCCGACAUGUUGGUGCCCAGGUCUGAGUUUGCCGUCGGCGUCAUUGGUAAGUUCAUUUACGCCGUGGCGGGACGCACGCGGGACGAGACCUUCUGCUCCACGGAGCGCUACGACAUCACAGAGGACCGCUGGGAGUUUGUGGACCCGUACCCCGUCAACAAGUACGGACACGAGGGGACGGUGCUCAACGGUAAACUGUACAUCACUGGUGGCAUCACGUCCUCCUCCACGUCCAAACAGGUGUGUGUGUUCGAUCCCGGGCGGGAGGCAGGAGGUGGGGGAGGAGGAGGGGGGAGCGCGGGAGGCUCGGACGCUCACAGGACCCGCGCUGGCCGCGGCCCACUGCUGCCCGGCACUCACGCCAGCUGCUGGGAGAACAAAUCCAAAAUGAACUACGCGCGCUGCUUCCACAAGAUGAUCUCCCACAACGGGAAGCUGUACGUGUUCGGGGGAGUGUGCGUGAUCCUGCGCGCGUCCUUUGAGUCGCAGGGCUGCCCGUCCACCGAGGUCUACGACCCCGACACGGACGAGUGGACCAUCCUCGCCUCCAUGCCCAUCGGCCGCAGCGGCCACGGCGUGGCAGUGUUGGACCGGCAGAUCAUGGUGCUGGGCGGCCUUUGUUACAACGGCCACUACAGUGACUCCAUCCUCACCUUCGACCCCGACGAAAACAAGUGGAAGGAGGACGAGUAUCCCAGAAUGCCUUGCAAACUGGACGGCCUGCAGGUGUGCAGCCUGCACUUCCCAGAGUACGUGCUGGAGCAUGUGAGACGCUGCAGCUGAGGUCCGCUCAACAACACGCUUCCCUUUUUAUAAGAACAUGAGACACUGACGCCACCUGCUGGGAGGCUGGGGUUUUACAGGUCACAGACUUUGAAAAGAAAAAAGAAAGCAGAGACGGGCACUUACGAGCAGUGUCAGCUCGUAGCACCGCUAACCUCGUGUUAGCGGUGGAAGCACGUCAGCGUUUUCACAAUUAGCUUUUUCUCAGAAAAUAACAUAUAAAAAAAGCAGGUGGGUAGAAUAAAGGUUUACGUUGGGACUGUGGUCAGUUUCCUGUUCUACUGCUCACCUGCUGUAUCUAAGCUCCAGUCAGAGUCACUGCAGAAACGCACUGGAAGCGUCAGAUUCAUUCAUUCAUUCAUUCAUAGAGGAAAUCCUGCGCACGUAUGUCUCGCUCUUUACAUCUGACGUUCACAGUAGCCGCGAAAGUGACCUCAGUUUUCUGAGCCGCCUCCUUUUAAUCUGUAAUCUGUACAAUACAUGCGUUCAAACGUGAAGAGAUCACAUUCUCACACACAUUAUUUAACUCAUAAUCGAUGAAGACGUUUUCUGAUUUUCCAGCUUCUUCAAUGUGAAUAUUUAUGGUUUUCUUUGCUCCACAGAACAAAAAAAUCAUACCAGGUUUAUUUAGACUUUAUGGACCAAACAACUCCGCCAUUCAUGGAGACAAUAACAAACCGGCGAAUCAGAUUUCUGAGCGUGUGCAGCCCUGAAACUGACAGCAAGCACACGUUUGGUUCUCUGAUUUAAUACAGGGAUGAAAAUAGGAUAAAUGUCACUUCAUUGAACACGAUCUUAAAAACAUCAACACAACACAGUACUGUUACUUAUUUGUCAGUGAACCAAACUCGUCGGAAUGUACUCGCAGAUUUUGACGAGUUGAAAUCUAAUCAAAGCUGUUAUUUUAAAGUUUGAGGUGUUUAUUAGCCUGGGUCUACGAUGUCUACAGAACAUGUUUAUGUCUUUAUCUCACUGUUGCACAGGAAAAACCACUCGCUCUCCCACACCAAACCCCAGAGAGAAAAUCAGUUAUUUUAGCUAGCGGGGACACAGGAGCUGCUGGUCUACUGCUGCCUCGUGUGGUCACUUUGUGUCACUGAAGUGAAUCUGAACAAAAAAAUUCAAACAUAAUUUUCCAAAAUAACAUAUUUGAACUGAGUGAUCGAGGCAGCAGUGGAUCAACAGCUCCUGUGUGCUGUGAUGUUAAAAUCACUGAUUUUCUCUGUGGGGUUUGAUGUGGGAGAGUGAGUGGUUUAUAAAGUGACACAAACUUUGUGUGUACAACUCCGAGUGUUGACACAUGAGACGCAAGUGACUUUGUGCCAGUGUGAUGACACUAAACUGACGCCUGAAGACAUUAAAAACAUUAUCAAUUUAAAACAUUUAAAACAUUUUAGCAGCUUUUAUGUGUACACAGAGCAGAUUCUCUCUGUACGAGUCAUACAACCACACUUCAAAACCCCCCAAAUAUCCCUUUAACGACACAUUUUUAUUAAUUUUUUUCAAUAAAUUUUACUUUAUUGAAAAUUUUAUUUAUUUUUUCUGCAAGGAAGACCUUUCCACUGCAUAUAUUGUAUGUACAAUAUAUAUACAUAUGUAUGUAUAUACAUGCCUUUUAAAUGAAAGUUUACUCCAAAAAGUCAAAUAUGGUACAAACUAGACUAACUCCAGUGAAAACAUGUUGAGGAUUAGCUCCACACGACACAGUUUUAAUCUCCAGGACUUUAAUGUCGACGUAUUAAUGUAACUUCCUGUACAUCUUUUGAUCGCAGCAGUCAGUUGAUGAGUGGCAGCGCUGAGUGCGACACUUUCAGACAAAAACAAAUACCGUAAAAAUAAUAAUAUACACGAGCGGCUCACAGCACAGUGUGAGGUGCAGUGAAACAAUAGAACACUAUGUACUGUAGUGUAGUUUAGAGCCUGUCUCCAAAUACACACACAUAUAUAUGUGUAUAUAUAUAUAUAUAUGUAUGUACAGUAUAUAAACUCGCAGAGCAGAGUGUAGACUAAUGUAACUUCAAUCUGAUGCCGUCUGAAAAAAAACGCAGCAAAGAGAUCAUUCAGGUUCCGCUUCCAGUGCGUUCCAGCUUCUUUUUUUCCUCUAAACUUUGCUCAUGGUCACAUGACGUAUCUCUGUGCCCCCCCCCCCCCCCCCAUCAUCUUCUUCCACUUCCCAACGUCGUAUGAUUACAAACCUUAAAAGUUAUCACGACGACAGAGAUAACGGGAGUUCAGGUUUUUUAAGUGUGUGGUUGUAUUGAGGUUCUGACAUAUACUCGGUGUGAGCGCCCCCUGCUGCUGGGACGAGCCUAAAAGGGGCGAGACACUUGUAAGACAGACUUUUCGCAGAGGAAACUGAAGUUUGUAAACCACUCGCCCUCCCACACCAAACCCCAUAGAGAAAAUCACAGGAGCUGCUGGUCCUCUGCUGCCUCAUGUGGUCACUUUGUGUCACUGAGGUCAAUCUGAAUGAAGGAUUUUAAAUGCCCAUGUGACAAAAUAAGACAUUUGAACUUAGUGAUGUUGUUGAUCCACUGCUGCCUCCAUCACUAAGUUCCAAUGUCUUAUUUUGUCACUUAAGCAGUGAAAAUCUGUUGUUCAAAUUUACCUCAGUGACACAAAGUGACCACACGAGGCAGCAGAAGACCAGCAGCUCCUGUGUCCCUGUGAUCUUAAAUCACUGAUUUCUCUAUGGGGUUUGGUGUGGGAAAGUGAGUGGUUUACAAACUUCAGUUUCCUGUUGGAAAAGUCUGUCUCCCAGUGAGAUAAAGACGUGAACGUGUUCUUAUGCAAUUCCUGAUACAACCACACUUUGGGGGAAAAAAACCUAUAAAAAUAAAAACUGGGAAAUGAAAAAGUCACUGGAACGUCGAUGACUGUGUCGCCUGAUUCUGAAUCUUAAAAAACGACCUCUGUGUUGUCUUUGUGGACGAAAACGUGGAAACAUCAACGGUGAAUUUCCAGCCAAAUUUCUCUUCAAAGCCUCAAAGAUCAAAUGUUUUUCCUGUGUUUGUUUUCCUGUGAACACAUUUCAUGUCACGUUCCACAAAUAACAACCACCACCACCAGAGGUCAGUAUGAUGAAGGAAAAUUGACCAGCAGGUGUUUCCACAUCCAGUUUUUACGUUUUCUCUGUGUUUCCAACUCUUUUUCUUUUCUUUAUUUAAAUAUAUUUUAUUAAAACAUGAGCCAACUGUGAAAAGGGCUAGUGCACACACACACACACACUGCUGUUACGUUAUUUAUUUACGACGUGUUGCUUCUAAAUUAGCUCACGUACGUUUUAUUUAUUUACGACCACAAAGUUUUCAUUGCGACUCUUUGUUUUGUUUUUCGCAGUAUGCAAAUGAUUUUUCACAGUGGUUCCCAAACACUGGGUUGGGACCCACAGAUGGGUCAUGGGAGUAUUUUUUUGGGCCCACUAAACAAAGACAGAAAUUUCCCGAUUUCAAUGUUUUGUCCAGAUUUAUUUGUUUUUAAAAUAAAAUUCUUUGGGUCACGAUAUUUUUUUAUUAUUUUUGCAGCUUUAAAAUGUUUGGAGAAUUGUUUGGAUUUAUUUGUCGGCUGGUUUUCCGAGACCCAAAGUUGUCAGUGGGUGGCGCAUUUUUAUCGUCCUGGUAUGAAAACGUGCGCCCAAACUCCUCCACAAUGUCUCGUCACUGUUGACGAGGUUUGUGGGGGGGAGUUCGGGGGAAGGACGCCUCGUUUCCUACAUCCAAAAAUGUACAGACUCCACCCCCUAGCGUUGAACACACGGAACAACAGUUGAAAUGAACGGCAUGAUUUAAACUGCACCGAUGAAGUGUGUGAGAAGUAGUGACCUCUAAUGGUGAGACUGCAGAUUGUCACAAACUCAUGACUCCUCCCACCCUUUGCUGAGCAUUUAAGUGAACUACGGUGGCCCCACGGUCCAGAAAGGAUGUUGACUUUGACUGAUAUAAACUUUGGCAACAAAAUGAACGAUAACAAAAAUAGGACUCAUAAAAGUGUUCCCAUUUUAUGAGCUGAAUCAGCUGCUGCUCAUUGAACUGCACCAUCAACGUUACCGUGGAAACCUGGUCAAUGGCACCAAAAUUGGAAAUUAAGAUAAAAAAAAUGUUUUCAAUGCAUUUUCCUCCCAAUUUUCACAUCUUUUUGAAGAAAUUGUUUUUGAUUUAACUCCAUGAGCUUUUAGGAAUUGCACUGGUUUGGUAAAAAAAAAACUUCAUCUCCACAUUCCCAUUUUCCCGUGAGCUCCCGUCACUGUUGAAGAAGAAGAAACGUAACCACUCUUCCGUCUGUCCGUUAGGAAAGUAGAGGAGAGGAUUUAAGAAAAGAAAAAAGGGAAAGAUGGCGUACCUUUGCUCCAACGACGGAAGUGAAAUCAGAUUAACAUAAUCUUCUAUAAUCUGAUUAGAAAGUCUUUGGAAAUGAUUUGUAACUUUCCAGAAAUAAAUGUUCAUAUUGGUCAACUUU